UUCCCUCCAAUUGGGGUGUAAUCAUAAACGUUCUAUCCCCCUCGAAGCGCCGGUAUUGAUUUGUAGCGGCAAGAGUAUAUUCUUAUUUCCGACGUCGAACGAAGACGCUCGGAGUGAGCUGCAAAGAUUAACAAUCGUUGUUUUUAGUAUUCCUCAAACGAUCAUUCUCUGCUAUCAGUUGGAAGUUUGCUCAAUAAAGCAUGAACGUGCAAUUGCAAUUGUCCGAAAACACAAGUUUGCUACUGCUUUGGAAUGUGUUGUUCUUUGUGACCAUAGCCAGUGCGAUGAUAACGGUAAGCGAAGAAUCCUCGUGUGAAGAUGUUGUAGCAUCUGGAGAAUGUGAAUGUUCCCGUGGACUGGUUUCAAUAUACGUGAGAUGUAAUAUAUCGGGUUCGAUCUAUCAAGGACGAUUCAUUGGAAAUCAGUCGGCUUCAAUAGAAUGUAGUGGAAAGCCAGUGACGAACAGAACGUUGAUCAUAGGGAAGCGGAGUCAAGUGCAGUUGCGGAAUUGUUUGUACCAUGUGGAUCCAACGUCGCUACGUCGGACGCUAGAUACGUUUGGAACAAGUGACGAAACAAGAGUGGAAAUCGUGUUCGAUAACGAUACGGCCUUCAAUCUAUCUGAGAACUACUUCCAAGGUUUUCAUGAACUGAAAACGCUUCGACUCAAUUUCAAAAUGGAAAUUAUGUCACCUAACGUUUUUAAUGAGUUAACGAUGCUAGAACAUUUAACAGUGCGAGGAAAUCUCAAUAAACUCCCAAGUGACCUGCUUAUUGAGCAAUACAACCUCACACAACUUAAUCUUAAAGACAAUCAGAUUGAGGACAUCGCAGUCAAUUUUUUUCGUCAUCAAAACAUUCUCGUUCACUUGGACAUCAGUGGAAAUCUUCUGACCAGUAUAACAGAAACAACAUUCUCAAACCUCUCCUCGCUGGUAUACUUAGACCUGAGCAACAACCGCAUACAGUCCAUGCACGCCAAGGCCUUUCACAACACAACUAAGCUGAAAUUCCUCAUGUUGAAAGUCAACAAACUAGCAUCCAUCCCACCGGCACUGCUCCGGGGACUCACUCGGCUCUCCAAUCUGGAUCUCUCGGCAAAUCAGUUGCGGCUUCUUCCACCGGAUUUACUUCGAAAUCACACCCAGCUGUUCCGGUCGGAUCUGUCCAAGAAUGGUAUCGAAACGCUACCGGAGGCAUUGUUCGAAACCAACGGCGCCCUGCAGUACGUCAACAUUAGCCAUAACAGUUUGGUCACUUUGCCUAGUAAACUGUUUCACACGUUACAGAGGCUGAUAUCGUUGGACUUGAGCAACAACCAGCUAAGCUCGCUAGAUCCGGACAUUUUCGACCAAAGCCCUUACGUGAAUUUUCUGUACCUGCAGAACAACCACCUCUGGUUCGCCGGGUCCCUUUACCGAAACGAACACGAUCUCGAGGAGAGCUCCUAUUCUCCAUUUUGGCCCAUCCGAGCGCAACUUCGGGAGGUGAACCUGCGCAACAACAGCAUCGAUCGGGUGGAUAUUGCUUGGAUCGAGUCACCGGAGUUGAAGCGGCUGGAUCUCAGCUACAACAAGCUGGUAAAGUUCGACAACGAAGACUUCAAGUUUAUGUCCGAGGAAAUGGUCGUCAACUUGGAGUUCAAUCAGAUAGCGAUGCUGUCGCUAGUGGCUGCGGAUGCUACCCGAGGCAGCGGUGGCUUUAUUUUGUUCAAGCUGAACCACAACCCGCUGAACUGCGAUUGCCGAAUAGCUUCGUUCGUGCGAUUUUUGCAGAUGACCGGCCAUGUGUACCGGCGAUGGAGGUUCACGGUGGAUCAUCUACGAUGCGUUGAUCCGGAGAUCAACCGAGAGAUUAACGUGGUGAAGGUGAAUAUAGGAAAUCUGCUCUGCGAAAUGAAUGAUCAUUGUCCUGAUAGAUGUGGUUGUUUCGUACGAUCGAAUAAUGAAUCCGUCCUGGUGAACUGCGAAGGAAAGAAUCUCACAGAUCUGCCAAAUUUGACGGACGUUAGUCGUAACUUUAACCACGUGGAAUUGUUUGUAACGAACAACAACAUAAAAUCGUUUGACUUGGUUGAUCCACAAGGUUAUGAAAAGGUUAGGGAGUUUUAUGCAAGUUACAAUCAAAUCCAGAAUUUGUCUGGAAGCCUUCUCCCGAAUGUUGAGAUACUUGACCUUUCGAAUAACAGCCUGAGCAGUUUCUCCCAAUUAACUGUCUUGUUCAACACCAGUCGCAAGCUGGAGAGUGCGAAACUUUCGUCAAACCCAUGGCAGUGUGACUGCCAAUUAAUCAAUCACCUGAGAAUCAUUCAAAACUCUUCCGAUCGUAUCGUAGACAGCAAGUAUAUGCGAUGCUCGGAUGGCCGUGACUUCAAUCUCCUCACCGUUAGUGAUCUAUGUCCUAUGGGAGGGAUCGCUACCAUCAUCAUCUUCGUGUGUUCUGUGGUGAUUCUGCUUCUUCUGGUCAGUUUUAUCGCCUAUGCUUACCAGAUCGAGAUCAAAAUAUGGCUGUUUACGAAUAAUCUAUGCUUGCGGUUAGUAACAGAGGAAGAAAUCGACAAGGAUAAACUGUACGACGCAUUUGUAUCCUACUGCCAUCAAGACGAGGAGUUCGUCAGUGCAACGUUGGUACCUCGGUUGGAAACUGCUCCGAUGAACUUGAAGGUCUGCUGGCAUAUGCGGGACUGGCAUCCUGGAGAGGUGAUCACCACUCAGGUAACUACGGAUGAGUCUUUCUUUAUCUAUGUAGAUUAUAGUGUUACAAAUGCAUUUCAGAUCGUCCAGUCCAUCGAAAACUCACGUCGAACGAUCGUUGUGCUGUCCAGAGAUUUCCUAGAGUCCAGCUGGGGUCAGUUGGAGUUCCGGACGGCACACGUGAACUCGAUGGCGGAGAAGAGAAUACGGGUGAUCAUCGUUAUCUACGGAGAUUUGGGUGAUGAAGAGCAAAUCGAUUCGGAAAUGAAGGCAUACCUGAAAACCAAUACCUACAUCAAGUGGGGAGAUCCGUGGUUUUGGCAGAAACUGCGAUACUCAAUGCCGCACCCAGCACGGGUGAAAGGCGUACGAUGGAACAAAGCGAGCAAUAGGGUAGAUGUGAUGGGAACUUCGGAUGUUAGUUGAUUUCGUUGAUCUUUUUUAGUGCUGCCGAAGUAUAAAGUUUGUGAGAAUGUUCAAAACCUGCCAUUUAUACAAGUCACAUAGUACGAUAUAUAGAGUUCAUCAUUAUGAGAAUAAAGAUAGGCUUCAAAUGUUUCUCGAUAUUAUUAGAAUAUCACAGCCUUACUCGUUUAUUGACGUGCGUACAAA
Molecule: messenger RNA, 3305 nt
Organism: Aedes albopictus (Asian tiger mosquito)
Lineage: Eukaryota; Metazoa; Arthropoda; Insecta; Diptera; Culicidae
Product: protein toll-like
Exons: 2
Coding region: 201-3119 (972 amino acids)
Biological process (GO): toll-like receptor signaling pathway; inflammatory response; immune response
Cellular component (GO): plasma membrane
Molecular function (GO): transmembrane signaling receptor activity; protein binding
Source: RefSeq, a predicted model, not a curated record